AUGGACGAUUUUGAGAUCCGCCUUCAGCUCCUAUUGCGCUACGAGCCACAGCCCGGGGAAUGUGGCAUCAUACGGUCGAAGAGUAUCGACAGGCCCGCGAUUCAGCUGCCUACUGAGGUGUGGGAGAGAGUUAUCGACCGCCUCGCCGAGGAGUACCAGUACAGGGAGUACGAGCUCUGGGUCUACGCGCAGGUCUGCCGCGAGUGGUACCCCCGGUGCCGCUUCCACGCCCGCGGCAGCGUCGUGCUCGACGAGAAGAAGCAAGUCUACCGCCUGGGGGAGGAGAGACGCCGCAGGGACGCGAUACGGCUCGUGCGCAUCGACGAGCACGUCGCCGUCCUCGGGUCGUUCGCUGCGUGCAUGGCGCGGCGGCUCCCCCACGCGGAGACGCUUGUUCUCCGGAGUCUUGAAUGGGUCCCUGGAGAGCUGCACCGGCACGUCUUCAUGCACGUUGGUGCGACAUUCCAGUCGGUCGCCACGCUUGUGCUAUUCGAAGUUGGGUUCCCGUCCGUGGCCGUCUUUGGGCGGCUGGUCUGCGCCUUGCCUCGUCUCUCGAGCCUCAUGUGCUGGGCGCUGGAUUUUAGGACCUCCGGGUUCAUCGCGGGCUCUGUUCGGAUGCCCAAGCGCUGUGCACUCACGCGUCUCGUUCUGGGGUACAGUCCUGAUGUCGUCGACCUUUUUGUCUUGACCUCGAUCGGCACUGGUCUGCAGCGUCUCGCGUUAUAUGACUGCGAUCCGGAGCAGAGGGAUGCCUAUCAGAUACUCUUGAGUACAGCUGGCCCAUCGCUCUCAUCCAUCAUCAUCGACCUCGGUGCAGGUGUCCGGGAUUGGAAGGAUCUGCCCCUGGAUUUCAAUUCUGCAGUCAACCUGCAGACGCUCUGUUUGAAUGUCGACGCCAACGGGCUCGUUCGCCACUCGGCCUGGCUUCUGGCUGUCCUGUCUGCCACUCCGCGAUCGAAGCUAUCGGAGAUUCGAGUCGCCUCCUACGAGCGCAUCCCCGGCCAGACCUCGCUCGCAGAACUGUUCCGCGCUCUAGACGGCCUCCAUUGCACCCAGAUCGAUCACCUGCUUUCCGGGUCUCAGUCUCCUGCUCUGCGCGCCGUCGUCUUUGAGUUCCUGGUACCCAUUCAUUUGGAGGACAUAGAGAAGGUCCCGUCUGAGCAGGUUUGGCGGGAACACCUCGUUUCCUGGUUUCCGAAGAUGCACGCUCGAGGGAUUCUGCGGUGA
Fibroporia radiculosa is the source of this 1227-nucleotide messenger RNA. RefSeq lists its product as uncharacterized. Bases 1 to 1227 code for a protein of 408 amino acids. The transcript has 3 exons. Lineage: Eukaryota; Fungi; Basidiomycota; Agaricomycetes; Polyporales; Fibroporiaceae. The record is from RefSeq and is a predicted model, not a curated record.